AAAUCAUGCACGAGCGAAUGAGUGGUCCUGACGCAACAAGUAGGCUAUCUGGUUUCCAGUCUCUCCUUUUGGAUGACUACGCGCUGUCUAGAGAAAAAAGAGCUUUAAACGCUAAUAAAAUACACACCCAGCAUUUCUUUUCCGAAGCAUAGCGGUUUUUAAUCUUUCUUUCGUGCAACUGCGUUGAGUUUUGGUCGAUUGCAUAAUAGUUGCUCGGACUUUUUACCGUUAUUUCCACUUUUCUAAACGUAUAAAGGUGAAAGAGGAUCGAGCUGCAUGUGAAUAGCGUUUCUCAUCACAUAUUUUCUUGAGUUGUACUUUUUUUACGCAUAUGGAUACUUUUAGGGUGCGCAGACGGUAGAUUAUGAAUACCACAGGAUGGGUGCGAACAAUGGGAAACAGAGCGGGAGUGAAGGAAAAGGCAGUUCCAGUAUUUCCUCCGACCUGAGUUCAAGUACGGAUCAGACAUCAACCAAAGCUCCGAAGAAUGCGGCUACCAGUGAAGAUUCGGAUCUUAGCAUGCGAACAGUGAGCACGCCCAGUCCAGCUCUGAUUCUGCCACCUCGUUCAUCUUCAGCCGUUCUCAAUGGCUCCUCUACGUCCUCCUCCGCCUUCAGCACAGAAACCAUUGCCAUGGUGCACACCCCACCCGCAUCCCUCACCCAUCCUCAAAGAGGCCUGCGGCAACCGAAGGACCAGCAGGGGGCGCCCAUCGACAUUCUUCCCGAUCAUGCCUUUCUGCAGAUCUUUACCCACCUGCCCACCAAUCAGCUGUGCCGGUGUGCCCGCGUGUGCCGUCGGUGGUACAACUUGGCGUGGGACCCUCGCUUGUGGAGGACUGUCCGGCUGACGGGUGAUGUGCUACAUGUGGACCGCGCGCUUCGGGUUCUGACUCGCAGACUCUGUCAGGAUACUCCCAAUGUUUGUCUCACCUUGGAGACGGUUGUGGUCAGUGGCUGUCGGAGACUGACGGAUCGAGGACUGUACACAGUGGCACAGUCUUGUCCAGAACUCCGUCGUUUAGAGGUUGCCGGGUGUUACAACGUGUCGAAUGAAGCCGUGUUUGAAGUGGUCUCACGAUGCCCCAGUCUGGAGCACCUGGAUGUUUCAGGGUGCUCCAAGGUAACCUGCAUAAGUCUAACUCGGGAUGUGUCUGUGAAAUUGUCCCCUCUUCAUGGCCAGCAGAUCUCCAUCCGCUAUCUUGACAUGACGGACUGUUUCGCAUUAGAAGAUGAAGGCUUGCACACCAUUGCAGCCCACUGUACUCAGCUUACUCACCUGUACCUGCGCCGCUGCGUGCGUCUGACCGACGAGGGCCUGCGUUUCUUGGUCAUCUACUGCCCGUCCGUGCGUGAGCUCAGUGUCAGCGACUGCCGCUUCAUCAGUGACUUUGGCCUGCGAGAGAUCGCUAAGCUGGAGGGCCGCCUGCGUUACCUUAGCAUAGCGCACUGCAGUCGUAUCACCGACGUGGGUGUGCGCUACGUGGCUAAAUACUGUGUCAGACUGCGUUACCUGAAUGCUCGUGGCUGUGAGGGAUUAACAGACCACGGCAUUGAGCACCUUGCCAAAAACUGCCUCAAGUUAAAGUCAUUGGACAUUGGGAAGUGUCCCCUGGUGUCGGAUGCAGGCCUGGAACAGCUUGCUCUAAACUCUUUCAACCUGAAAAGACUGAGUCUGAAGUCGUGCGAAAGCAUCACGGGGCGUGGGUUACAAGUGGUAGCGGCAAAUUGCUUUGACCUUCAGCUGCUGAAUGUUCAGGACUGUGACGUACCACUGGAGGCGCUGCGCUUCGUCAAACGGCAUUGUAAACGCUGCAUCAUUGAACACACCAAUCCGGCCUUUUUUUGAGGGGUGGGCCGUGGGAUUUGAGAAGAGAAAUGUUUUUGACCUAAAGCAGUGCCUUCUUGGCUAAACAACCCUUAGCUGAGAUUUCCACUGCUGCACCUUUGUAUUUAAUUUGCAUGGUUGGGAGAAAUCUUAAGACUUUUUUUUUUAAACCAUUUAUUUAUGAUUUUAUUCACUUUUUUGGAAUACUUACUUUGCCUACAUCAGAUUGUAUUACAUUUAACAUGUAUAAAAAGUGUGUAUUGUCAAAGAAAA
Molecule: messenger RNA, 2100 nt
Organism: Misgurnus anguillicaudatus (oriental weatherfish)
Lineage: Eukaryota; Metazoa; Chordata; Actinopteri; Cypriniformes; Cobitidae
Gene: fbxl7
Product: F-box and leucine-rich repeat protein 7
Biological process (GO): SCF-dependent proteasomal ubiquitin-dependent protein catabolic process
Cellular component (GO): SCF ubiquitin ligase complex
Molecular function (GO): protein binding
Source: RefSeq, a predicted model, not a curated record